This is a messenger RNA of Cyprinodon variegatus (sheepshead minnow), 3632 nucleotides long. RefSeq names its product STT3B, subunit of the oligosaccharyltransferase complex (catalytic) (gene stt3b). Lineage: Eukaryota; Metazoa; Chordata; Actinopteri; Cyprinodontiformes; Cyprinodontidae. The record is from RefSeq and is a predicted model, not a curated record. The transcript has 16 exons. Gene Ontology annotation, molecular function: dolichyl-diphosphooligosaccharide-protein glycotransferase activity. Gene Ontology annotation, cellular component: membrane. The coding region runs from base 279 to 2696 and encodes 805 amino acids. Gene Ontology annotation, biological process: post-translational protein modification.
CACCGGCGUUCAGUCGUGAAGCGGAUUGAACGAGCGGCUCUUCCUCUGUGGCGCAGGACUAUGCGGGCAGGGACAUAAGGGCUGCGAUUUCAGCUGAAAAUACGUUCAAACACACACCGGGAGAGCUGCAGAGAGAGGAACCUCCAGCGGGGAAGACCGGGGAGAGUUUACAGCGGGUACGGAGCGGAGGGAGACUCGGGAGCACGGCAGGAGGAGGAGGAGGAGAAGUGGGGGGACGGACGCUGUCUGUCUGAAUCCGACCGAAAUACCACGCAGAAAUGGCGGAGCACCACGCAGCCAGCGACGGCAAGCACAAAGCGUCCAGUAAUUCCGGGAGCUCGGUCCACGGGAACAGCCGAGCGGGCGCUGGAGGCGGAGGAGCAGGGGGCAAAGGAGGCCUCUCUGGCGGGCUGACACAGCCGGCCGGGUGGCAGUCUCUACUCUCCUUCAGUAUUCUGUUUCUGGCCUGCCUCGCUGGAUUCAGCUCCAGACUUUUCGCUGUGAUCCGCUUCGAGAGCAUCAUCCACGAGUUUGAUCCAUGGUUCAACUACAGAUCAACGCACCAUCUCACCACAAAUGGCUUCUACGAGUUCCUCAACUGGUUUGAUGAAAGGGCCUGGUACCCCCUGGGCAGGAUUGUUGGAGGAACAGUAUACCCAGGGCUAAUGGUGACCGCUGGCCUCAUCCACUAUGUGCUCAACCUGCUCCAUAUCACGGUGCACAUCCGCGACGUAUGUGUAUUCCUGGCGCCCGUGUUUAGCGGCCUGACGGCCAUCUCCACUUUCCUGCUGACACGGGAGCUGUGGAACCAGGGCGCCGGGCUGCUGGCAGCCUGCUUCAUCGCCAUCGUUCCAGGCUACAUCUCCCGCUCUGUGGCCGGCUCUUUCGACAAUGAAGGGAUCGCCAUCUUUGCCCUGCAGUUCACCUACUACCUCUGGGUGAAAUCUGUGAAGACUGGCUCAGUGUUCUGGACCAUUGGCUGCUGUCUUUCCUACUUCUACAUGGUGUCAGCAUGGGGGGGUUAUGUGUUUAUCAUCAACCUGAUUCCGCUCCAUGUGUUUGUCCUCCUGUUGAUGCAACGCUACAGCAGAAGAGUCUACAUCGCUUACAGCACUUUUUACAUCGUGGGCCUCAUACUGUCGAUGCAGAUCCCUUUUGUCGGCUUCCAGCCAAUCAGGACCAGCGAACACAUGGCUGCUGCAGGUGUGUUUGCACUCCUCCAAGCCUACGCCUUCCUGCAGUACCUGAAGGACAGACUCACCAGACAGGAGUUUCAGACGCUCUUCUUCCUGGGGAUCUCUCUUGCUGCCUGUGUCGUCUUCCUCACAGUCAUCUAUCUCACCUACACAGGAUACAUUGCUCCAUGGAGUGGCCGCUUCUACUCGCUUUGGGACACCGGAUACGCCAAGAUCCACAUCCCCAUCAUUGCAUCUGUGUCGGAGCACCAGCCGACCACGUGGGUGUCCUUCUUCUUUGAUCUGCACAUCCUGGUCUGCACUUUCCCAGCAGGCCUUUGGUUCUGCAUCAAGAACAUCAAUGAUGAGCGCGUGUUUGUGGCUCUGUAUGCCAUCAGCGCUGUGUACUUUGCCGGUGUGAUGGUGCGGCUCAUGCUGACCCUGACUCCGGUGGUGUGCAUGCUGUCUGCCGUGGCCUUCUCCAGCGUUUUUGAGCAUUACAUGGGAGACGACACCAAGAGGGAAAAGCCUCCUGCUGAAGACAGCAGCGACGAGGACGACAAGAGGAAUUCUGGGAAUCUUUAUGAUAAGGCAGGCAAGGUGCGCAAGCAUGUGUCUGAGCAGGAGAAGGCGGAGGAGGGUCUGGGUCCCAACAUCAAGUCCAUCGUCACCAUGCUGAUGCUGAUGCUGCUGAUGAUGUUUGCCGUCCACUGCACCUGGGUGACCAGCAACGCCUACUCCAGUCCCAGCGUUGUGCUGGCGUCAUACAACCAUGACGGGACUCGAAACAUCCUGGAUGAUUUCCGGGAGGCUUAUUACUGGCUGAGACAGAACACCGACGAACAUGCACGUGUGAUGUCUUGGUGGGACUAUGGCUACCAGAUAGCCGGCAUGGCUAACAGGACCACCCUGGUGGACAACAACACAUGGAAUAAUAGUCACAUAGCGCUGGUGGGGAAGGCCAUGUCGUCCAAUGAGAGCGCAGCCUAUGAGAUUAUGAGGUCACUGGAUGUGGAUUACGUGCUGAUCAUCUUCGGAGGAGUAAUCGGCUACUCUGGCGACGAUAUAAACAAGUUCCUGUGGAUGGUGAGGAUCGCUGAAGGGGAGCACCCCAAAGACAUCAGGGAGAGUGACUACUUCACUCCUCAGGGAGAGUUUAGAGUGGACAAGGCCGGCUCACCGACUCUGCUCAACUGCCUCAUGUACAAGAUGUCGUACUAUCGAUUUGGCGAGAUGCAGCUGGAUUUCAGAACCCCACCUGGCUUUGACCGAACGCGCAACGCUGAGAUCGGCAACAAGGACAUUAAGUUCAAGCACCUGGAGGAGGCAUUUACCUCUGAGCACUGGCUUGUCAGGAUCUACAAGGUGAAGGAGCUGGACAACAGGGAGACACUGGACCACAAGAUCCGCAGCGUGGUGACCAAGCAGAAGUACACCUCCAAGAAGACUGCGAAGAGGAAGCGAGGACACAUCAAGAACAAGCUGGUCCUGAAGAAGGGCAAGAAACUCCCCAAAAAAUAAAGAUGGCUCUGAACUCACACGAACGUAAAGAAACCUCCAACAACCAAUGAUGAAGAACACAAGGGGCGGCCAGGUGCCUGGCACUUGGUCAGGAGCGCUUCUCGUUAAUACGCCCUUGUUUAUCGAGGGAGCGUCAUAUCCGGCCUGACCAGAAUCGUUGUCCGUUUUAUCCUGAGGACUUCUGUCUUGCUUUUUUUUGUUUGUUUGUUUUUGUUUGUUUUCUGUUUGUUUUCUACUUUUUACUUGAAUGUGGCGAGGCAUAGGGCGGCUCUGAUUGAUUAAAAAUCUUUUUUGUGUGUGUGUGUGAGUGUGCGCGUGUGUUUAAAGGGGUUGUUAAUGACUUGAUUAUUAGUCAGGAGAUAGUGUGAUCCAUGGGAAGAUGAGGAACGUUUGCACCAAAGACCCAUCAACCUGGCUCCAUAGCACAUGGGAAGUCAUUGCUAAGAGCGAGGGAAACGCCGGAAUGAAAGCUGAGGAACUUGUUCCUGACGCGUGUACAGAGAACAGUAUGCGGUAUGGAGGAACGCCACCGUCUACACACAGCACAUCUGUAAUAUUAACCUUUUUACCAUCCUCAUCUCCUUAACGUCUGGCUGGCUCUUUUGUUCUCCACAGAUUCUCUAACCAAUUGGCCUAAUAUGUAAAUACCUUCUGUAAAGACACAAAAAAGCUCUAAAAUGAUGGUAAUAUAUUGGAUCAUUGUGAUUUUUAAAUGCAAAUUUCUUGGUUUUUCUUUGUCUUUUUUAUAGGACAGCAAGUAGAACAGUGAAUGCAAUAAUCAUACACAAGGGGGGGGGGGACUUCAGAUCAUGUUGGAAGAACGAAUUUGAAUGUUAGAUUUUUUAACAUCUCCCCUCUUUUAUUCCACGGCUUGCGUUGACUGUACAUUUCUGUUUGGGUUUUUAAGGCGGAAGCAAGAAAACGUAAAAAAAUAAG